Protobothrops mucrosquamatus (brown spotted pit viper) is the source of this 1435-nucleotide messenger RNA. RefSeq names its product ATP synthase c subunit lysine N-methyltransferase (gene ATPSCKMT). Gene Ontology annotation, molecular function: protein-lysine N-methyltransferase activity. Bases 127 to 819 code for a protein of 230 amino acids. Gene Ontology annotation, cellular component: mitochondrion. The transcript is spliced from 5 exons. Lineage: Eukaryota; Metazoa; Chordata; Lepidosauria; Squamata; Viperidae. The record is from RefSeq and is a predicted model, not a curated record. Gene Ontology annotation, biological process: positive regulation of proton-transporting ATP synthase activity, rotational mechanism; peptidyl-lysine trimethylation; regulation of mitochondrial ATP synthesis coupled proton transport.
GUUAAGAAAGCAGGAGAUUGUGAGUUCAAGUUCUGCCUUACCAGCUGGGGGACUGCUGGUCACUGUCUCAGUCCAACUCACCUCACAGAGAUGUUCUGGGGAAAAUAGGAAAAACUUGUGUUAGAUAUGGGUUUUUUGUCUGUUAUGUCAAAAAUACUUGCUGAAAGCAGUGCAACUCAAGAAGUUACACUUUUGACGGCUGCUGAUGAAGACUCUAGCAAAAGGACUUGGGGUGUUUUGCUCCCCGGUAUAAUUGGUGGGACAUUAGUAGCCUUAUAUUCUGUGGCCAUUCCAUUUAUUGCUCCAGCAUUGAGAAAGCAUUGCCUGCCAUUUGUGCCUGCAACUUCAAAGCAGAUUGAAAAUGUUCUAAUCAUGUUGAAAGGCAGAAAAGGAAUGCUAGUUGACAUAGGAAGUGGUGACGGACGUAUUGUAAUAGCAGCUGCAAAAGUUGGAUUUAAAGCUGUGGGUUAUGAAUUAAAUCCUUGGUUAGUAUGGUAUUCGAGGUACCGUGCCUGGAGAGAGGGAGUUCAUCAAGAUGUCAAUUUUUACAUUUCAGACUUAUGGAAGGUCAGUUUUUCCCAGUAUGCAAACAUUGUCAUUUUUGGAGUUCCUCAGAUGAUGCUGCAGCUGGAGAAGAAGCUUGGAGAUGAACUCCUGCAAGAUGCCAGGGUCAUUGCUUGCCGCUUUCCUUUUCCCCAUUGGAGACCAAAUCAUAGUUUUGGUGAAGGCAUUGACACUGUUUGGGCAUAUGAUUCCAAAUUGUUUACGGUGAAAAAGGAAGAUGAUGCAGCUCUUGUCAAGGGCAUUCCUUCCAGUUAGCCAAAACUCCAUAGAUAAACACUAUUUUAGCUUUUAAUUUGUGUGUGUGUAUGUUUUACAGAAUAUAUUAUUUCUCUUGGGUUCAUGGGCAAACAUUUCAGAAAUUUCUGGAAAUAUUUUAUGUGCAAUGCAGUGUAAGUGUUAAGCAAUGCUUCUGUUAUGAAAAAACAAAUAGAGAGAAGUUCCCUCCAGAUCUAUGGCUCAAAACCUUUGGAUUCUGUGGGAUAACACUUGACAAUUAAAAUAAAUUACAAAAUUGCAAUUUACCAUUGUAAAAAUGCAUUAGGAUUUUAACCUAAAUACUUAGGUUAAAAACUGUUCUAAUACAGUUUAAUAUUUUCAGUGCCUUCUGAUUAAAGCUAUACUAUUCAUCCUUAUUCUUAUCCUUAUGAAUAAGUCCCUUUAUUCCUGUUUGUUCUUCACUUCAGUUAUAUGUUGUUAUGAGUCAAACAAAAUUUAAAAUUGGCUGCCAGAAUGCAGAGCCAUAAUGAGAAAAUCUGUUUUAUGAAUUAAAGUCGUCUGGAGGGAGGGGCAGUGGAAUCCUAGGUUAAUGAAAAGCAGAAGAGAAUAUAAAAAUAAAUAUUUUGUUAAAUGAAGAUGAUUUUAUUGAUAAUGU